Messenger RNA from Daktulosphaira vitifoliae (grape phylloxera), 925 nucleotides. Its product is annotated as protein phosphatase inhibitor 2-like. The transcript is spliced from 4 exons. The record is from RefSeq and is a predicted model, not a curated record. Gene Ontology annotation, molecular function: protein phosphatase inhibitor activity. Bases 158 to 679 code for a protein of 173 amino acids. Lineage: Eukaryota; Metazoa; Arthropoda; Insecta; Hemiptera; Phylloxeridae. Gene Ontology annotation, biological process: regulation of signal transduction.
UGUUUUAUGAUAACUUAUAUUUUAUUAACGUUUAUAGUUCAAAAAAUUUGUGUAAGUUCAACCUAAGAUAUACCCACUUGAUAAUUAAUAUUCUAAUAUUUAAUUCAAAAUAAAUUUGUAUUAAUUUGCUUAUAUAGAAAAUAACACUCUUUUUAACAUGGCUUCAACUUCUGGAUCUGAAGAUCCUACUGAAAAUUUAAAAAAAGAGCCUUCGAAAGGUAUUCUAAAACCUUCAGUUAGUUAUGAAGAAAAGGAAAAAACAAAGAAAGCUGCCCACAAAUCUGCAAAAUGGGAUGAGAUGAAUAUAUUGAAAACAUUACAUCCAGCUGAUAAAGACUAUGGUCAUAUGAAAGUUGAUGAACCUAAAACACCAUUUGAAAGAGAAAUUGAUGAUGAAGAUGAUGAAAUGGAUGGUGGAGUUAAUGCUGACGAUUUAAGAAAACGAAUUGAACAAACUAAACAAAGAAGAAGUAGUGGAAGCAGUACAUUUCAGUCAGAAGACGAUUCAGAUAAUGAAACUCCAGAAUCUAAAUUAGCUAAAGAAAUAUUUGAAAAGAAGCGUAAAGAACAUUACAAUGAAUUUAAAGCCGCUAAAAUGGCUAAACAAAUGAUGGAAGAAGAAGAUGAUGAUGAAGAUAAUAACGACGAAAAUAAGCAAAAUGAUUCUAGUCUAGUAUAAGACUUAAAUUUUUAAUACUGAGAAUUACAAAUAAAGUUAUGGAGUCUUCUAACUUAUAAUUUUUGCACAAUUUUUUACUUCAAUUAUUGUUAUGUAUUAUGAAUAAUUGUGUAAUAACUUAUUCUUUGAUAUUUGUUUAUACAUUUGAGUAUUAGGAAAUAUUCUAUCGAAUUUACUUAUUUAUUUUCUCAGAUUUGUACAGUAUUAAUCAAGCAGAUAGAAUAAAGUAACCUUAUCAGUCAAAAU